Molecule: messenger RNA, 3326 nt
Organism: Chionomys nivalis (European snow vole)
Lineage: Eukaryota; Metazoa; Chordata; Mammalia; Rodentia; Cricetidae
Gene: C6
Product: complement C6
Exons: 18
Coding region: 102-2921 (939 amino acids)
Biological process (GO): immune response
Cellular component (GO): membrane attack complex
Molecular function (GO): protein binding
Source: RefSeq, a predicted model, not a curated record
UUUCCGGGCCAUCACACAAACCCCUUUGCUUCUGCAGCCAUUCACAGCUUAAGUUCCUGAACAGGACAAAUCCAUUUUAAGGACCUGAGAACUGUCAGGGCAUGGCCAAACAUCUCACCUUGAGCUUCAUUUUACUAAUCAUACUGGUUGACAAGAGCGAAGCCUGUUUUUGUGACCACUACCCAUGGACUCACUGGUCCAGCUGUUCUAAAUCUUGCAAUUCUGGAACCCAGAGGAGACAGCGACAAAUAGAAGUGAAUGAUUACUAUCGGCAAAACUAUUGUGACCAGCUUUGUACCAAGCAGGAGACCAGAGAGUGUAAUGUGCAGACAUGUCCCAUCAACUGUGUCCUUGGCGACUACGGGCCAUGGUCAGACUGUGACCCUUGUAUUGAAAAACAGGUUAAAGUUAGAUCUAUCCUGCGCCCAAGUCAGUUUGGAGGACAACCAUGCACAGAGCCCCUGGUGACCUUUCGGCCAUGUGUCCCAUCCAAGCUCUGCAAAAUUGAAGAGACUGAUUGCAAGAAUAAAUUCCUCUGUGACAGCGGGCGAUGCAUUCCCAGAAAGUUAGAAUGCAAUGGAGAAAACGACUGUGGAGACAAUUCCGAUGAGAGGCACUGUGGCAGAACAAAGACAGUAUGCCCACGGAAAUACCUUCCCAUUCCUAGCGUGCAGCUGAUGGGCACUGGGUUUCAUAUUCUGGCAGGAGAGCCCAGAGGAGAUGUCCUUGAUAACUCUUUCAAUGGAGGAAUAUGUAAAACUGCCAAAAGCAUUCGAGCAAGUAAUCCAUACCGUGUUCCGGCCAAUCUGGAAACUGUUAACUUCGAGGUACAAACUGUGGAUGAUGACUUUAAAACAGAUUUCUACCACGAUCUAGUCAGUUUUGGAAGGAAGAAAGAUAUAAAAGGUUCAACGUCCACUGAGAAGAAAGACUCUAUCUUUGUGCCAAUUUUUUUUUCCUCAAGGACAAGCAACAGAAGGCAACAUAACUUCGCCUUCAAGGAAGCCAUUCAAGCUUCCCACAAACAGGAUUCUAGCUUUGUCAGGAUCCAUAAAGUGACAAAAGUCUUAAAUUUCACGAUGAAGAGCACAGACCUGCAGCUUUCAGAUGUCUUUCAGAAAGCCCUUCUCCAUCUGCCUUUAGAAUACAACUCAGCUUCCUACAGCAGGAUAUUUGAUGACUUCGGGACCCAUUAUUUCACCUCGGGCUCCCUGGGGGGCAAGUAUGACCUUCUCUACCAAUUCAGCAGUCAGGAGCUUCAGAACUCAGGAUUGACAGAAGAAGAAACCAAAAGGUGUGUCUGGUAUGAAACAAAGAGACGUAUUCUUCUCUUCUUUACAUCUACAGUUAAGGAACACCAGUGCUUCACAAAUAAGCUGUCUGAAAAAUAUGAAGGUUCCUUCUUGCAGGGAGCAGAAAAAUCCAUAUCCCUGGUCCAGGGUGGGAGGAGUCGGCAAGCAGCAGCCUUGGCAUGGGAGAAAGGGAGCUCUGGUCCCCAGGCAGAAGUCUACUCUGAGUGGUUAGAAUCAGUGAAGGAAAACCCCGCUGUGAUUGAUUUUGAGCUUGCCCCCAUCACCGACUUGGUCAGAAACAUCCCGUGUGCAGUGACGAAAAGGAACAACCUCAGGAAAGCAUUUCAAGAAUAUGCAGCCAAGUUUGACCCUUGCCAGUGUGCGCCAUGUCCUAAUAAUGGCCGCCCCAGGCUCUCAGGCACAGAAUGUUUGUGUGUGUGCCAGAGUGGUACCUAUGGCGAGAACUGCGAGAAGCGAUCUCCGGAUUACAAGUCUGACGCAGUGGAUGGAAACUGGAGCUGCUGGUCUUCCUGGAGCACGUGCAAUGCUGCUUACACGAGAUCGAGAACCCGGGAGUGUAAUAACCCUGCCCCCCAGCGAGGAGGGCAACAUUGCCAAGGCGAGCAGCAGCAAGAGGAAGACUGUACAUUCUCCAUAAUGGAAAAUGUUGGGCAACCAUGCAUCAGCGACAAUGAAGACAUGAGAGAAGUAGACCUUCCUGAGAGAGAAGCAGAUUCUGGGUGUCCUCCGCCAGCUCUCCCUGAAAAUGGAUUUAUCUGGAAUGAAAAGAAGCUGUACUCCGUUGGGGAGGAGGUUGAAAUUUCUUGUCUUACUGGCUUCAAUGCUGUUGGAUACCAGUACUUCAGAUGCUUGCCAGACAGAACCUGGAGGCAAGGAGAUGUCGAAUGCCAACGGAUUGAGUGCCUCAAGCCAAUGGUUCAGGAUGUCUUGAUGAUCUCCCCACUUCAAAGAGUGUAUCAGAUUGGUGAAUCCAUUGAGGUGGCAUGUCCCAAAGGCUUUGUUAUUGUUGGGCCAUCAAGAUACAGAUGCGAGGGAGACUCUUGGACACCUCCAAUUUCAGAGUCACUGACCUGUGAAAAAGAUAUGCUGACAAAGUCAAGGGGCCUUUGUCAACCAGGACAGAAACAAUCAGGAUCCGAGUGUGUUUGUAUGUCUCCAGAAGAAGACUGCAGUAAUUAUUCAGAAGACCUUUGUGUAUUUGAUGUGGGAUCCAGCCAAUACUUCACUUCAUCUGCUUGCAAAUUUUUGGCUGAAAAAUGUUUAAACAACAACCGGUUCCAUUUUGUACACGCUGGUUCUUGCCAAGAAGGCCCCCAGCUGGAAUGGGGUCUUGAGAGGCUAAGACUUGCACUGAAUAGCACCAAGAGAGUGUCCUGUGGCUAUGAUACCUGCUAUGACUGGGAGCAAUGCUCAGCCCACACUUCCAACUGCGUCUGCCUGUUGCCCCCACAGUGCCCCAAGGAUGGGAACCAACUCUACUGUGUCAAACUGGGAUCGUCCACACGCGGGAGAACAGUAGACAUCUGUACAGUGGGAGCUGUAAGGUGUGCAAACAGAAAGAUGGAGAUACUGAACCCUGGGAGGUGUCCAGAUGAGCACAGUCACUGAGACAUGAAUUUACUCUUCAAAACCAACGCCUCCAAAAGCAGGGAUGGGCACAAGGACGGGAGGCGGGGAAAGCCAAUGGAUGGGAACAAACUAUGAUGACACGUUUGUGAUAAAAUCCAUUACUUUGUAUGAUAACCUUAAAAAACAAUUUUCAAAAGCAUUAUAUGAAAAGAAAACUGCCAUGGUCAUAAAUUACUGGAAAAAAAUUUUGUGUGGUGUUUAUAUCAUUACCUUCCCAUCAACUCACCAUUCGAUCACCUCCUAUCUAAUGAUGUUCCUGUGUCGUAUUUCUGAGAUGAAACGUCCGUAUCGAUCUGGUAAAUUAUCUUACACUGCACAAAAUACAUUGGGGCUUCUGAGGACCUUGGACACCUGUGGUAAACAUUAUCCUCACAAUUAGAAACA